AUGGCAUCAUCUGGUUUUUUCCUUACCUCCAUUCUACAUGCUGUAGUAGCCUUAACUUGUGGAGCUCUUAUGAUGUUCUAUACGAAUGAGAUCUUUGUUUUUAGCCAUGGCCACGAAAAUGCGAGUAAGCUUUUGGGAUCAACGCCCCAUGAUCAGCUGUUAAUCCAAACCUCUGAUUCAUUUUCGGGGCUGCUCUUAUUUGCUAUUGGGUUUCUAUUGUUCAUGGUGGCAUUUGUUAAGGACAGGGAAUUCCAAGCCUUCUUUGCUAAGGGGUGUGUGCUUCUUCAUGUAGCCAUGGCAAUUUGGAGAACUCACUUUGAGAGGAAGCUUGAAGAUCUUGGCCGUGAUUGGCUGAGGUUGGUUGUUGGGGACAUUGUCUUGGGACUUUCAUGGGUAUUCUUUCUUGUUUACUCAUGGAGGGAGAAGUAUGAUUAG
This is a messenger RNA of Ilex paraguariensis (yerba mate), 435 nucleotides long. The record is from the annotation of a GenBank genome assembly. Lineage: Eukaryota; Viridiplantae; Streptophyta; Magnoliopsida; Aquifoliales; Aquifoliaceae.